Haemonchus placei is the source of this 351-nucleotide messenger RNA. The record is from the annotation of a GenBank genome assembly. Lineage: Eukaryota; Metazoa; Nematoda; Chromadorea; Rhabditida; Trichostrongylidae.
AUGACCCACCUAAUGUGGCUAACUUUGAUGACAUAGAAUUCCAGUGGGGAAACUGCACUGAGGACCUUAGCAACAAACUUGUCACCCCUUUUAAACAGCUGCGGGGGUGGUAAGGUAGUCGCUAUCGUACGAAUCACCGUCGACCAUUCCUCGCCUAGUUCCUUUUCGCUCAGCGGUUGAACCACGUCAAAUUCAUCUUCAGAUUGUUCGUUCAUGGACAUCCCAUCUUCGAACAUUUUCUCCACAGGACUGGUAUUACCAUUCGAGUCCACCGACGUAUAGCUAUGUGAUCGCUUUGUCUGACCACAGUUCACAUUCACGCGUUCGAAUCGUGAAGACAGCACUUCGUAG